CUUCCCUGUCCCGCAGUCAGCUGGUUGGAAUAACACCUCUCUUCACUCUCACUGGGGAAGUCAACGCUAUAUUUUUUCACUUUGACUGUAAGACUACAGUACUGACCCACUCUGUCAGGACAUAUACUGGUCUGGGAGGAAAGUACAGCAAGGAAGCCUCAGAAGGUGGGCUGGUGUGAGUGUCUCCUCAGCAGUCAUGGGGAGGUCAGAAGCGCUCUGGGUUUGGACACUGGGGACGGCCGGGCAGUUGUUCCUUCCCCUCCUCCUCUCUGUCACCUGCAUCUAUAGUCUUUCUCCACCACAGCCACGAGUCUUUCUGUCAUUUCAUGAAUUAGAGAAAACCCAGUCCUUUGAGCACUACACUCUGUCUGAGAGGGACAUGGACUAUAGGAUCCUUUUCAUGGAUGAAGAUCAGGACAGAAUAUACGUGGGCUGCAAAGAUCAUGUACUCUCAAUGGACAUCAACAACAUCACUCAUGGCACGUUGAAGAUCUUCUGGCCGGCAUCCACCAGUAAAGUCGAGGAGUGUCAGAUGGCUGGCAAAGACCCCACACAUGGAUGUGGAAACUUCUUGCGUGUGAUUCAACCCUAUAACAGGACACAUAUGUUCAUCUGCGGCAGUGGAGCCUACAGCCCAGUGUGUGUAUAUGUGAACCGUGGCAGGCGUCCUGAGGAGCAAAUAUUCCACAUCUCUUCACGAGCCGAAUCAGGCAAAGGGAGGUGCUCCUUCAACCCACAGGUCAACACUGUCUCGGUCAUGCUCAAUCAGGAGUUGUUCUCUGGCAUGUACAUUGACUUCAUGGGGACAGAUGCAGCUAUCUUCAGGAGCCUGACCAGCAGGAACGCAGUGAGGACCGACCAGCAUAACUCCAAAUGGCUGAGCGAGCCAGUAUUCAUUGAUGCCCACUUGAUUCCUGACGGUUCUGAUCCGAACGACGCCAAGCUCUACUUCUUCCUGCGUGAGAGACUGACAGAUACUAGUGGAAACACUAAGAACAUCCACACGAUGGUGGCGCGAGUGUGCCCUAAUGACACUGGUGGGCAACGUAGUCUGGUGAAUAAGUGGACCACAUUCCUGAAGGCUCGCAUGGUAUGUUCAGUUCUGGAAGAGGAUGGUACUGAGACCCACUUUGAUGAGCUUGAGAAUGUGUUUUUAUUGGAGACAGACCACCCAAAGGGCCUUCUCCUCUUUGGAGUCUUCACCUCCACAAGCUCUGUGUUCAGAGGCUCUGCUGUCUGUGUGUACAACAUGGCCGACAUCCUGACGGUCUUCAAUGGACCGUUUGCACACAGGGAUGGGCCCAACUUUCAGUGGGUGGCUUUCCAGGGCCGGAUUCCCUACCCACGACCUGGAACUUGUCCUGGUGGUGCGUUCACCCCUCAUAUCCAGAGUACUAAAGAGUUUCCAGAUGAUGUUGUGACGUUUGUGAGGAAUCACCCCGUCAUGUUUAACCCCAUUUAUCCAGUGGGCAGGAAACCUCUGGUCGUGCGGACGCAUGCCGAUUACAAGUACACCUCCAUAGCUGUGGACCAGGUCACCGCUGCGGACGGACACUACCAGGUCCUCUUUCUGGGCACAGAUAAAGGCACAGUACAGAAGGUUGUCGUUUUGCCGUCAAACGGCUCUCUGCAUGAGGAUCUAAUCCUGGAGGAGCUGGAAGUGUUUAAGAAGCAGUCUCCCAUCACCAACCUACGAAUUUCUUCUAAAAAGCAACAGCUGUACGCAAGCUCCGAGCAUGGAGUAUCUCAGGUGUCUCUGCAUCGUUGCAAUGCUUAUGGCUCUGCCUGUGCGGACUGCUGUUUAGCACGGGACCCAUACUGCGCCUGGGACGGACUCAGCUGUUCUCGAUUCUACCCCACUGGUAAAAGGAGGAGCAGAAGGCAAGAUAUUAUGCAUGGGAAUCCAAUAACACAGUGCAGAGGUUUCAAUCUCAAAGCCUAUAGGAAUGCAGUGGAGAUGACUCAGUAUGGAGUCAAAAACAACACCACCUUCCUGGAAUGUCAGCCUAAAUCUCCUCAGGCAUCCGUCAAAUGGCUCAUUCAGAGAGACAAUGAUCGCAGGAAAGAGGUGAGGCUCAGUGAUCGUGUGGUGUCCACCAAUCAUGGUUUGCUCAUCCGCUUAGUGCAGACUUCAGAUCAGGGCUUGUACUACUGUCUGGCCACAGAGAAUGGCUUCAAGCGCACGCUGGCUAAGUUUCGUCUGCAGGUGCUCAGCGAGGCUCUGGUCAGCGUGCUGAGUGACAAACAGAAGUCUCCCUGGGGCUGGGCAGCCACACUGCACCCUAAAGCCCUGGUGUCGGCCUUCAGUCCGGCUGAGACGCUCGCCAUGCACCAGUACUGCAAGGAACGCAAGCAACUGCAGAGUUUGCAGAGCAUGCAGACCCCCACGCGAGGAGAUUUGGGCAAACUCAAACCCCUGCUGGACCACAGGAAGAGUAGAAACCGCCGGAACCACUUACCAGAGGAAUAGAGAGUUGGAAGUGAGGAGGAAGGAGAAGCACAGAAGAAGGGAAGUAAAUGAAAAGGAAGAGGAAGUAGAAAGGAAAAGGUAUAAAGAUAUGCAUCAGGAUAGAAGACAAGAGGACAAUAAAAGAGGAGAACACUGGAGAAGAUGAGCUUGAAAUCUCCUCUUAUAUGUACCUCAGUUGUUUUUCCGAACUCAAAGCAUCUUCCCAGGUGCUUGCUGUACAGCGGUCUUAUAUGCAUGAGGAACGCACAGAUCACAGGACUCUGAUCUGAUUACUAUGAAUAACCCUAACCCACACCCUGACCCUAACUAAAUGAAAACUCUUCAUUUUUGCAUUUUUAGAACUUAAAACACAUUAUUUAAUUUAUGUAUGGCUCAUUUUUCCAAAUGAGGCUGUCACAAAAUAUCCUCAAAGGGAGGUCCUGUCAGAUUGAGCUCACCUCUGGGGACAAAUUUUUCCCUAAACUAUGUACACACACACACACACACACACGCACAGGCACACAUGCACAGGCACUCUAGCCAAUUUGUGUAUCAUGCUGCAUAAUACAAUACUAUUCUGUAUGUCAUACAAUAAUGUUUUUGCCAUUUUAAGUUCUAACUUGUAUGUAACAUUUCAGAAAGUAAUGUAUGAAUUAAGUUAUUUAAGACCCCAUGAAAUUACUUUUGUCCUUUGAUGAUACACUUCCUAUUGAAACAGGAAGUUGAGGCUGACAUUUGUUUGUUUUUUAAAUAGCCAAUAGGCUUUAGGUACUUCACAGCCGUGAGCCAUGAUUUGCUACUUAUUAUUGCUAGUCGAUUGCUGGAUUUAUUAGUGGGAGGGACAUACUCAUUCUAGAGCAUUUCACUGGACGAAAAUCUGUGUAGUGCAAGAUGAGUCAUCAAUAUUUUUGGUCCAUUUUCUUGGAAGAGAAAGAAUGUAAAAAAAUAAAUAAAAAAAACGUAUUUAUUUUAUACACAGUCAGAUACAUACAUGACAUGUGUUUUUGCUUUUUGAUAGGAAAAUUUCCUUUAAAUGAUCAAAAUAGUCAAUUUGUGCAAUCAUCUUUUAUUUGUUCAACUUUUAAAAGCCAUAAUGUUUGCAGAGAUUUUGGCCAUUUGUUAAUGUCCGUUCUGUUUGCGUUCUUACGUUUUUGUGGACUUUGACUUCAUAACUGACCUCCAAAAAAAGUAAAUAAUUAGAAGGUUGUUUAAGCUACAUAUCGCAGCACAUCUCAAAACAUUCAUAGAUGUGUUUUACAUACUCAUGUCUUCCGAGUUCACUCUUUCAAGGUAAUUAGACAAGACAGAUUUUUCUUAGCAUUGAGAAAACACCCUCUGAUCAAAGAUACAGUCAGCAAGGAGGCCCCUCCCACUCAUGGGGGAAAGCGACGCUCUGUUUCCAUAGUUACUCAUUCAUUCCUAUGAGGAAAAUGGGUGAAAAAUAUGAAGGCGUUAAAAAUUUCAGUUGUGGGGUUUUGGCUUUGUCUGAAGUGCACAAAACUACACAACAGCUUUUCGUCAUGUUUUUUGUUGUUAAAAUAGUCAAAUCUUUUGGAUAUUUCUCUGUUUUUCUUAUCCACAGUUUUCCUGAGCAACCACUGGGCAGCGCCAUAAUGAUUCUAAUAGCCUGUUUUCUGUUUUUGAUCUCGAGAUGCAAUGUAAAACUAACUGAAACAAGCGAUCCAGAUGGAGAACAACAACCAUUUAAGUGUUAUUUGGAGUAAAAACUAAUUUCACACUCAACUUGUGAAGUUGUUGGCUGUCAUAAGUACUCAAAGUAACUCAAAGUAGUUAAUGAUAUUAACAUACUGCAACUAACCUCAGACAAUCGCUUCAUGUCACCUACAUACUUUUUUUUUUUUUUUUUUUUUAUAAUUUCUACAAAUUGUAGCAUUUGUAGAGGGAUUAGGAGACAAGAGAGCCAGAUUUAAAUGCAGUGCCUUUUAAAUAAACAAUAGAAACACAAGAAACUAGAAAACCGUGAGAACAAAAUAAAGCACUACAACCUACUAAGGACAAUAACCAACAAACACAGAGACCACAGGAGGGCAAUACAUACACUGGGGCUAACAAGGUUAACAAGAAACACCUGGGGAACCAGGAACAGAGACAGGACCAGGAACUAAAACAUGACUUCAAAAUAAAAGUCCAUACAAACCUAAAGUCCAGAACAUAUGUUAGAGAAAUUGAAAACAGACGAUUCAUGGAACACUUCCACGUUCAGUAAAAAGGUUAAUAGGAAUGAACUAUUGUAACAGUACUUUGCUUUCCCCAAGCUAAACCACGGCCCCAAUGAAUGACACGUAGAAGAAGACCGUAUCUAUAGCACAUUUACAGCAAAUCAAAUGUUAAUCUACCUACAAAUCUUUAAUACCUCUAACUGAACUACAGGGCUACAUUAAAUACCAAUAGUACAGCUAACAGUUAAACAAUGGCCUUCCAAUAUUGAGAUGAAUAUUGUCUGGUAAUGUUGCUAAAUGGAGCUCAUCUCGAAUACAGUACAAGCUUGUUAUCUUGCAAAUGGAUUGUUUAUGGUCACUGAAUUGUCCCUAUGUCAUGGAAAUUAAAUCAUGAUAAACAGAUAAAGUACAUUAGCCCAGCUGCACCACAGAUGUUCAGACAGGAAGUGAGUGUGAGAGAAGAUGGUGUUGAGUUGCAAUUGUAGCAUCUCAAACAGGUGGCUCACUGAGCUCAUAAAACUGAUCCCAGUGUUGUGUUUUGGGAAACUUAACUUUGGCAAACUAGGUAGCCUCCUCCUUGAAGAAAUUCACCCAAAAAUGACAAUUCUGACAUAAUGUACUCACCCACACGUUGUUCCAAACCCAUAGUUGUUCACUGUAUGCUUUCAUUGUAUGAAAAGGAGCAGCUAGAAAAUGCUUAAAAUUAAUCUCCUUUUGUGCUCCAAGGAAGAAAGAAAGUCAUUCGGGUUUUGAACAAUAUUAGCGCAAGUAAAUAGUGACAGAAAUUUCAUUUUGGGGUGAAUUAAACUUUUAAAAAAAUGUAAGUGUACAGUAUGUGAAUGUUUUAAUCUGUUAUGCCAAUUUUAGAGUUUAGGAUUGAACUAUUUUGACCUUGAGGCAUGUGUACUAUCAAAAUUGUAAGUGUAAACUAGAUUUACCAAAGCCCAAGUUAUACCUUGGUGUUUUAUUACAUAAGGAUAGGCCUGAUGAGACAUGUUGUCAUGCACAUUGAAUCAUUGUUAAACAUGUUUGCUGAUGUUUCAGAAUGUCGUGUUACCCUGUUGUGGUUUGGAUUGUCACUCACUUUAGCUGAUUUGUGUAGGAUGUAGAAAUGUUAGGAUAGUACAGGUACCAAUUUUAUGUUUUCAAUUACUCGAUGUCAGUGUAACUUAUGUCAUUUUGUAAUUUGAGUGCUUAUGUUUUGAAAAUAAGUCAUUUUGUAAAUAGUUUAAAGAGUUUUGAUUCAGUCUCAAAACCUGAAAUGAAGUUCAACAUUUUACAGUACAGUUCUGUACAGCUAUUUCUGAUUUUUUUCUUUUUUUUUUCUUUUUCUGAAAUGUCUGAAUUGAAUUGUAUUUCAUGCCAAACGUCUUCAGAUGUUCUCGACUGAAUCUGCAUUUCGCAGUGAUUGAAGUUUUAUGUUUGUAUUUUUCUGUGGCAUUUUGUCCCCUCUCCAAAGUGCUGUAAAUUGUUUUAAUAGUAUACUAUAGCAAAUAUAAAGCUUCCCCGUGAAUGUUAAUGAUAAUUUUAUUAAAUGUCAUGGUUUGUGUAUUUUCUUAUUUAUUAACGAUAUACGCCUGAACAACUGCAUUAAACAAUUUCAACCUGUCA
Myxocyprinus asiaticus (Chinese sucker) is the source of this 6240-nucleotide messenger RNA. Its product is annotated as semaphorin-3C-like. Gene Ontology annotation, molecular function: chemorepellent activity; semaphorin receptor binding. Gene Ontology annotation, biological process: axon guidance; neural crest cell migration; negative chemotaxis. NCBI's taxonomy places the organism in Eukaryota, Metazoa, Chordata, Actinopteri, Cypriniformes, Catostomidae. The record is from RefSeq and is a predicted model, not a curated record. The transcript has 18 exons. Bases 197 to 2470 code for a protein of 757 amino acids.